Messenger RNA from Paramacrobiotus metropolitanus, 789 nucleotides. RefSeq names its product galactosylceramide sulfotransferase-like. Gene Ontology annotation, molecular function: galactosylceramide sulfotransferase activity. Bases 1 to 789 code for a protein of 262 amino acids. The transcript has 2 exons. Gene Ontology annotation, biological process: glycolipid biosynthetic process. Gene Ontology annotation, cellular component: membrane. Lineage: Eukaryota; Metazoa; Tardigrada; Eutardigrada; Parachela; Macrobiotidae. The record is from RefSeq and is a predicted model, not a curated record.
AUGUUCGUGAAAACCCACAAAUGCGCUAGUAGUAGCGUGCAGAAUGUCCUUUUGCGCUACGGCAACGCUAACAAUCUUACCUUUGUAAUUCCACCCUUUUCCAACAAUCUCGGGGAUUUCACGAAAUUCGAACUAUUUGUUCCCAACUUGGCUUUGCCGCCUCCGCCACGUUACAGUCCGCACUACGACAUAUUUGCCCACCACGCGCGUUACAAUCGAAAGGUCAUCCCCGGUAUGAUGCCUAAAGAUACGGUAUAUAUCAGCAUUCUGCGCGACCCGGUCGAACAGUAUCGUUCAAUUUGGAAUUAUGAUUCUUUAACCAAACGUUUCAAAGUUUCGUUGGAAAAUUUUGUGGCAAACCCACGACAUUAUUAUUUUCGCAAUCCGUCAUCAAAACCGUGGUUCUACCGAACCGAUGAUGACUCCACAUCGCUAAUGCAUGCCAGAAACCCUAUGAUGUCAGAUUUGGGUUUGGAGAAAGAGGAUUUCGAUAAUUUAACAUCUAUACAAGAGGCAAUUAGUUAUAUCGCUAGUCAAUUCUCCUUAAUCAUGCUUAGCGACCAGAUGGAUGAGUCUUUGGUUUUGCUACGGGCGUUAUUAUGCUGGGAAUGGGAUGAUGUUAUAGAAUUUCAUUUAAACCGGCAAAGCGCAAAUCCCCCGGAACCGUUAUCCGACAAGGUCACAGAGAAUAUUUUGGCGUGGAAUUACGCCGAUAACAUGCUUUUGACUUGUUACCUGAUUCCCGUGCACAGCCCGUAUGACAAAGCCAGCACUGCUGGAUUCGGAUAA